AUGUACAUCACCCUCUACUACAUAGUCAUCCGGCUCCCUGACUCUCUUCGCGUAGUCAGGGACCACUUCCCCCAAGUUGCUCCCACCACUCUCACCGUUGACCUCCUCGAGAAGGCCCUUCUAGCGGCAGAGAAGAGAACACUCCCUGUAGGAGCCUCUCGUGGUGACCCUCGCACCCCCGUCUUUGAGGGGUGUUCUUCCUCUCCCCUCUUGCCCUCAGUUGCCUCUGCUGCUGCGGCCGACCUCGUUGGUUUCAAGUCGGUCGGCGCUGCGUCUGCCCCGAGUGGGAAACGCCGCACCGGCAAGGGAAAGGGGGGCAAGGGCGCGGGUGGGGCUGGCGAGGGCGGUGGAGGUGGUGGUGGAGGUAGUGGAGGGAGUGGGGGUGGUGGUGGGAGUGGUGCCGGGGGUGGCGGCGGCAGCGGCAGCAGUGGAGGCGGAGGAGGCGGCGAUGGUGGCGGAGGGAGCAGAGGCGGCGGAGGUGGCGGACGAGGCGGAGGUGGAGGAGGCGGCAGAGGCGGCAGCGGCGGUGGCGGCGGUGGCGGAGCCGGUCGCGACUCUGCGCAGAGGAGUGGCACAGGUGGUGGUCCGCGCCAGCAGCAGCGGAGUGGCGUGACCCUGUCCCCUCAGCAGCUUCGUGAGUGGUACAGUGCACAUCAGCGCGGUGGGGGUUUUGGUCCCUGCACUUACGUCCUCCGUACCGACGACCGAGCUGGUGAGCAGUGCAGUGGCCCGCACUCCACCCAGCGCUGCUUCGGUCGCAUGACGGAUGCGUGGCGUCGCAAGUUCCCUAAGGCGUCAGAGAUCCCUCGCUGGGGAGAUCUGUCUAGGGCGGGGGUUGCCAUCUUUGAUCUUGACUAUGAUGCUAUCCUUGCUGCCAUGUAUUCUGUGACUACUAGUGUUGAGGGUGACUGUUACCUGUGCGUACCGCCUGACCCGGGCAUUGAGGCCGCUGCACUAGGUGCUGGUGAGGCUGCUGCUCUAGGUGCUAGCGAGGCUGCUGCUCUAGGUGCCAGUGCGUCUGCUUCCUCAGGCGCUGGUGAGUCUGCGCUCUCAGGUACCGCAUCGGCUUCAGCCUCCCUCACCUUCACCCUUGACUCAGGGGCUUCUCGCUCCUUCAUUCGAGACCGCACCACACUCACGCCGCUUCGUCGACCACUUGCAGUCUCUCUAGCAGACCCCUCUGGGGGUCCUGUCUUCCUGUUGGUGGUUGACGACUACUCGCGUUACACCACAGUCUUCCCCUUGCGCAGCAAGGGUGACGUCACUGAGGUGUUGAUCGUCUGGAUCCGCGCAGCUCGUCUCCAGCUCAGAGAGAGUUUCGGCUCGGACUUUCCUGUUCUCCGUCUGCACUCUGAUAGAGGCGGGGAGUUUUCCUCUGGCCGUCUGGAAGCCUUCUGUCAUGCACAGGGCAUCCGCCAAACCUUCAUGCUUCCGGCCUCUCCACAACAAAAUGGAAUUGCUGAGCGCCGCAUUGGCAUGGUCAUGGACGUCGCUCGUACGUCCAUGAUGCAUGCGGCUGCCCCCCAUUUUUUGUGGCCGUUUGCGGUUCAGUACGCCGCGCAUCAGCUCAACCUUCAGCCCUUGGUCUCCUUGCCACAGACCUCCCCCGCCUUGCGGUGGACUGGGAAGGUUGGCGAUGCGUCUGCGUUUUGGGUCUGGGGAUCUCGGGCGUUUGUCCGCGACUUGUUUGCGGACAAGUUGUCCCCCCGUGCAGUUCCCUGCGUCUUCCUUGGUUUCCCCCCUGACGCGCCUAGGUGGCAGUUUUACCACCCCACCUCGCGCUGGGUUUUGUCCUCCCAGGACGUCACCUUUGACGAGUCGGUGCCUUACUACCGUCUCUUCCCCUGCCGCACUGCACCCCUCCCCCCGCCGCCGCUCUUCCUUGUGCCAGGUCCUCCCCCGAUAGAACCCCUCCCCCCUCAGGGUCCUGCCCCGUCAGGUGUGUCCCAGGUAGACGCAGUCGAGCCUGUCGAGGUAGCUGUUGACUCUGGUACUGCUAGAGGUGUUGAGCCUGCAGGUGCCGGCCUAGGGGUGCGGAGCUUGUGGGUGCGGAGCGUGGGGGCGCUGGGUCUACUCGUGUGGCCGCCGGCGGUGCUUCGUCGAGGUGGGAGCCGCUCUCUCCACAGGAGCUGCGCGAGUGGUUUGCCCGCCGCUGAAGACGUGCUGCAGAGACUCGGGGUGCCGCUGGGGCUGCUGGAGUUGGUCCUACUAGAGCUGCUAGCGGUGCUCGUGCUGCUGGAGCUGGAGCUGGUGGGGGUGUUGGCGCUGGUGUUUCUACUAGCGCUGGUGCGUGUGGGGGUGCCGCUGAGGCUGCUGGUGCUGACGGUCCUACUGGAGUUGGUGGUGCUGGAGCUGGAGCUGCUGAGGGUGUUGGCGUUGGCGGUGCUGCUGGCGCUGGUGCUUCUGAGGGUACUAGAGUUGACGCUGUCGGAGCUGGAGGUGCUGCUGGCACUGGUGCUGACCAUGCUGUCAGAGUUACAGCCCGCCUCCCCUCUACCUGCUCCUUCUCCCUACACUGGUCCUACUAGAGAGUCCUCUCUUACUACUUUUGCUGAUCCGGAGUCUGACUCCCUUCGUGCUGCUAGUCCUUCGGUCACGCACAUUCUUGCUACUAUUGUCACUGACCCUUCCUUUGAGUCCACUGCUGCGUCUGCCCUAGUUGGUGAGCUUGUCGACUUCGCUGCUCGCUGUCGUCUAGACUAUGCUGCCAGUCUCGUUGCUGAGUCUGAGUCCGUCCGUCCUCCGUCCGUCGGGCGCGACUACGAGCUUCACUCUCUUGACUUCAGCACAGCUUUCCUGCAGGGCAGCCUGCACGAGGAGAUCUGGCUGCGCCGCCCACCUGGCUUCACUGGGUCGGUUCCCCCUGGUACCCAAUGGAGCCUCCGGCGGCUAGUCUACAGUCUCCGCCAGGCACCCUGUAAGUGGCACAACACACUGAGGACUACACUUGCGGCUCUUGGGUUUGCUCCUUCUACACCUAACCCGUCGCUGUAUCUGCACACCGACACCUCUUUGCCGCCGCUCUACAUCCUCGUGUACAUCGACGACUUGGUCUUUGCUACUGCUGACACUGCUGGACUCGCCCACGUGAAGUCUAAGGUGCAGAAGAGACACACGUGCACAGACCUGGGUGAACUGCGCAGCUACCUUGGCUUGCAGAUCACCCGGGACAGAGCUGAGCGCACCAUUACCCUAACUCAUUCACACAUGGUGCAGCAUGUCCUUCAGCGCUUCGGCUUCACGUACUCCUCGCCUCAGGCCACUCCUCUGUCUACUCGCCACCCGCUCUCAGCUCUGCCUUCGGAUGAGUCCGUAGAGUCGAGUGGCCCGUACCCAGAGCUUGUUGGCUGCCUCAUGUACCUGAUGACCUGCACACGACCUGACCUUGCAUACCCUCUCAGCAUCUUGGCACGCUAUGUUGCUCCUGGGAGACACCGACCAGAGCACAUGGCUGCAGCCAAGAGGGUGUUGCGUUAUGUGUGCAGUACGUCGGGCAUGGGGCUAGUGCUUGGAGGGCGACGUCGAGUGGUCCUCACAGGUCACGCUGACGCUUCUUGGGCUGACGACCAGGCUCUGCAGCGGUCGUCACAGGGUUACACCUUCAGCCUUGGCUCCGGCCCUGUUUCGUUGCGGUCUACCCGCUCGUCUUCUGUUCUCACCUCCAGCUGUGAGGCUGAGAUCUACGCAGGGGCCAUGGCUGCAGAGGAGCUAUGCUGGCUCACCUACUUGCUGACUGACCUAGGAGAGCCGCCUCGUUCUCCUCCAGUUCUUUACGUAGACAACAAGGCUAUGCUGGCCUUGUGUCGGGAGGAGAGACUGGAGUACAGAACAAAGCACAUUGCUCUCCGCUACUUCCUGGCUCGUGAGCUGCAGCAGCGUGGUCAGCUCUGCCUCACCUACGUGGCCUCUGAGGCCAACACUGCUGAUAUCUUCACCAAGGCCCUUCCGCCUUGUGAUCAUCAGCGCUUCUGUACUUUGCUAGGUCUUGUGCCUAUCUGGCCUUACUUGCUCACUUCUUGA
Closterium sp. NIES-65 is the source of this 4020-nucleotide messenger RNA. The record is from the annotation of a GenBank genome assembly. NCBI's taxonomy places the organism in Eukaryota, Viridiplantae, Streptophyta, Zygnematophyceae, Desmidiales, Closteriaceae.